This is a messenger RNA of Tarenaya hassleriana, 782 nucleotides long. Its product is annotated as E3 ubiquitin-protein ligase SGR9, amyloplastic-like. The coding region runs from base 202 to 765 and encodes 187 amino acids. Gene Ontology annotation, biological process: ubiquitin-dependent protein catabolic process. The record is from RefSeq and is a predicted model, not a curated record. The transcript has a single exon. Gene Ontology annotation, molecular function: ubiquitin protein ligase activity. Lineage: Eukaryota; Viridiplantae; Streptophyta; Magnoliopsida; Brassicales; Cleomaceae.
AAAAAGUACAAGAUGGUUAAUGGAAUUUUCCUAUUUAAAAAGGAAACAUAAAAAUUGAAAAAAGGAAAUAAAACUUAAUAAAAAGGAAAUUAAAACGGAAACCAUUAUAUCAGUAGACUUGGGUUCUGAAGGCAUAAACUUAGAGAGAUUGCAUCGUCUUCAUCAUCGUCAAGUAGUCAGGUCAAGUUUCGAGCUCCAACAAUGAAGGAAACCGUACGAUUCAGAUCCGAAGUGGACGUCAUCUUCCGACAAUCUUCAACAGGUUCCAUAGGUUUCAUCAUAAAACUCCGACAACUCCAACGUUCCAUCCGCCGGAGAUUUUCCGGUCACGAAACCCUCACCAAUCAAUCCUCGGCUUCUACUCCAUGGAAUUUCCGGUCCCAGAUUCCGACAGAGUUCCUUCAUUCCCAAGAAACCUGUCGUCGAUACAUCGAACGCGUACUGUCUGAGAAAAAUCUCAACCGUUGGAUCCAGGAACGACUUGCGACUCAUAUAAGCGAAUUCGCCGCUGUCAUAAGCCGCCACCUUGUAGGAGGAGAUUACGUGAUUGUAGCCGAUGCGGAAAUCGUAAACGAGAGCUUGAUCGAUGAAGCCGAGGAACGGAAGAAGAUGGACUGUUCCAUAUGUCUGGAGGGAUUAUUAUCCGACCAGAAAGUGUGCAUGGACAUACCUUGCUCGCACGUUUUUCACAGAGAUUGUAUCUUAGAGUGGUUACAAGAUCACGAGUCUUGCCCGCUCUGCCGUCGUUCUGUAAACAAUCCUUGACGUUAAACGUUAAUAAA